This is a messenger RNA of Stegodyphus dumicola, 1795 nucleotides long. Its product is annotated as transmembrane protein 184C. NCBI's taxonomy places the organism in Eukaryota, Metazoa, Arthropoda, Arachnida, Araneae, Eresidae. The record is from RefSeq and is a predicted model, not a curated record.
CUUCCAUGCAUUCUGCACUAUCGUAAACAAAUAAAUUCUCAAACUUAUCUACUGGAUCAAGAGCAGAACCUCUUAUUACUUUGUUAUAGUGUCACAUUUAUGCAUUCGACGUUCAUUAUUUCAUAUUAAAAUUAUGCAUUCUGUUAUUAUAUUAUACUUGUAAUUAUUCUUGAUUAGAAGGGCCUGGUUUUUAAUUGGUAUUUGAAUAGUUUUGAGAGCAUCUAAAUUGAUCAUAUUAAUUCGUCAUAGGCGAGAAUAAUGCGUAUUUUCUUUUCUAGUAAUUUGAUACGAACUUAUAUCAGUUAGAUAGAAAAUUGAUGAAAGUUUAUAACUAUUGAGUAAUAAAUAUGUGUUCCAGUUGGCUUUUUGUGCGAUGGCGGAUGUGGAUUCGCCCGGUAGUUAUGAUUGUAUAUGGAUUAAUAAUUUUAAUUGUGCUUCCAUUAUGCACUGUAAAAUUCCAGCAGAACGGGACAUCACCUCAUAUGCAAGCAUGGUUUACUGGUGGUGUUUUUGUACUCAUGGCUCUCCCGAUAACAUUUUGGGAGAUAACUCAACAUUUAGUUCAUUAUAAUAAACCAUACUUGCAAAGAUACAUUAUUAGAAUACUAUGGAUGGUACCAAUAUAUGCUCUUAAUGCUUGGCUUGCCUUAAGUUUCCCAAAGACUGGCAUUUAUUUGGACACAUGUCGAGAAUGCUAUGAAGCAUAUGUGAUAUAUAAUUUUAUGGUGUUUCUAUUAAAUUUUCUUCAUUAUGAAAUGGACUUAUCUUCUUCAUUAGAAUGUAGACAACCAGUAAAAUAUAUUUUCCCUUUAUGUUGCUUUCCUCCUUGCCCAGGUGGGAAGUAUUUUAUACAAGCUUGUAAACAUGGUAUUCUACAAUAUACUAUCAUUCGCCCUUUGACUACUUUAGUGUCUUUACUAACUGAAAUUUUUGGAGUAUAUGGUGAAGGGAAAUUUUCUGGAAAAUAUGCAUAUCCUUAUGUGGUCGCUAUAAAUAAUGCAUCACAAUUUGUAGCUAUGUAUGCACUUGUACUUUUCUAUCAAGCUAAUAAAAAUGAACUUGCUCCAAUGAAGCCAAUAGCUAAAUUUUUAUGCAUAAAGGCUGUAGUAUUUUUCUCAUUUUUCCAGUCUGUAAUUAUUGCUGUUUUGACAUAUAUUGGUAUUAUCACUGAAUCUUUCACUUCUCCUGGUGGAGAUAUAGCAGAAGUUGGCAGAAGCUUACAGAACUUUUUGAUUUGUAUAGAAAUGUUCAUAGCCUCUGUUGCCCAUUAUUUUGCUUUUUCUCACACACCAUACAUCGACAUGGCAGCACAGCAAGUACCAUGUUGUUUAUCUUUUAUGAGCAUGUGGGAUGUUUCGGAUGUCACUCAAGAUGUUACAGAUCAUAUUCGUCAUGUUGGGAAAAAAGUAAAAAUGUCGGUGUCUGGACGGCAUUUAGCUGGUUAUGAAGAAGAGAAGCAACUCCUUGUUCCAAAUCAAGAAAUGGACUAUCCAUCAAAUGCUCCUAUAAACUAUGAUAGCAUAGGCAGUAAUAGCAGUGCUACUGUUGUCAAAUCUCCAGCAAACCAAAAUGCAUUUUAUGAAGUACCUGAAGAUCUGAGUCAUGAAAUCGAAACUUAAUUAUUUAUAUGUAAUUUGAAUUGUAUCAUAAUCUUAGGUAAUGGUUGAUGUUAAUUUUUUAUUUUUGAUGCAGAAUUUAAAUAUAAAUAUUUUUAAAUAUAAUGUUUGCUUUCUAGUCUAAGUUCAAAAUAAUCCAUUAAUUGUAAAUUUUUGCAGCAUAGAACCAAAACAAAAAA